AUGUGGACUAAACAAGCUUUGAGUGCAUGCAAAUUGGCUUACAAGUCAGUUAAUUACAAUACUAUAGUAACUGGAGCUUCAACAAGAGGUUUGGCUACGGCAGCUGGUUCUGCAAGCCCAAGAUUUAAGACCUUUAAAAUUUAUCGUUGGAAUCCAGAUACUCCUUCUGAAAAACCAUUUUUGCAAGAAUUUAAAGUUGAUUUAAAUGAGUGUGGCCCUAUGGUUUUGGAUGCGUUGUUAAAAAUUAAAAAUGAACAAGAUCCUACUUUGACCUUUAGAAGAUCAUGUAGAGAAGGUAUUUGUGGUUCCUGUGCCAUGAAUAUUGGUGGUAGAAAUACCUUAGCAUGUUUAUGUAAGAUUGAUCAAAAUGAGUCAAAGCAAUUGAAGAUCUACCCAUUACCUCACAUGUACAUUGUUAAAGAUUUGGUACCAGAUUUAACCAAUUUCUACAAGCAAUAUAAAUCUAUUAAACCUUAUUUACACCGUGAUAAAUUCCCUGAAGAUGGUAAGGAAAUUUUACAAAGUAUUGAAGAUAGAAAGAAAUUAGAUGGGUUAUAUGAAUGUAUUUUAUGUGCUUGUUGUUCCACCUCUUGUCCUUCAUAUUGGUGGAAUAAUGAAGAAUAUUUGGGGCCUGCAGUUUUGAUGCAAGCUUAUCGUUGGUUAGCUGAUUCUAGAGAUACUGCUAACGAUAUGCGUAAGACUAUGUUGAACAAUUCGAUGUCUCUAUAUAGAUGUCAUACUAUUAUGAAUUGUACCAGAACUUGUCCAAAGGGAUUGAACCCAGGUAAAGCAAUUGCUCACAUCAAAUCUUCCUUAGCCUUUAAUUAA
Henningerozyma blattae CBS 6284 is the source of this 828-nucleotide messenger RNA. It is a transcript of the gene SDH2, whose product is annotated as succinate dehydrogenase iron-sulfur protein subunit SDH2. Gene Ontology annotation, molecular function: electron transfer activity; 2 iron, 2 sulfur cluster binding. The record is from RefSeq and is a predicted model, not a curated record. Bases 1 to 828 code for a protein of 275 amino acids. Gene Ontology annotation, biological process: tricarboxylic acid cycle; respiratory electron transport chain; aerobic respiration. Gene Ontology annotation, cellular component: mitochondrial membrane. The transcript has a single exon. Lineage: Eukaryota; Fungi; Ascomycota; Saccharomycetes; Saccharomycetales; Saccharomycetaceae.